UUCCAUGGAAAUUAGAAGUCAGCCGCAGAAGUGAACUUGAAAUGACCAAACCAGACACUGAAAACGAAACGUCAGGAUUAAUUUAAGGCAACUUGUGAACGUAUUGAAGACAUUUAACCGAAAAACUUAUCAAGGGAAAAUACAAUGAUUUGGAAAAACUCGUGAAGUGCGAUUUUGAAACGACAACAAAAAAAUCUUCUCGAACCAUUAUGGCGGAUCAGCCUUCUUCGAGUGUUAAUCCAGCUCCCCAUAGCCGAGGAGGAAGGCAUCGCUCCCGUAAGCAGCAAAAACCUUCGACGGCUGAACGAGAGCAGAAAAAGGCUUCAAGGUUACAGGCUUUGGGUCCAGGCGAAUCAAUAAAAGAAAAACAGCAAAAAGCCAGAGAAGAACGUGAAGCAAAGCGAUCCAUGAUUGACUUCAGACAUGACUAUUUGAUAAGCACAGUUGCUAAUACUCUUGGACUAACAAAUGAUGAAGUCACAGAGUCCUUGCUGGAAGGGACUCAGAUCGAAACCAUGGAAGACUUUUUCAAGGCAGAUGGUCUUUCAAGGAUUGUAUUUUACUUUCAAGAAGUUGAAAACUUACCAGAUGCAGUUGAACAUGUAAGACUCGGUCCUGGUGGUGCACAGGCAGCCAACAUCAAGACCAAACCCAAAGUUUUUAUUACAGAUACAAGGGACAUGCAGCUAGCUGGAGCGUGUGUGUUCUUUAUCAAAAUCAAUCCAUCAAAAGCUCUUACUUUGGCCAACAUUAAUCAGGAAACAACAUUUGGUCUGUUGGACACUCGGGGUGUUGGAGUCCUGCAUUCUGUUGAAAGACUUCUUGCUGAUAUCUACAUUCCUGCCCUGUCUAAGAGUUCCAACUGGGGUGAGCUGUCAGACAAACAUGGAUCGGGAGUGCGUCAAGGCUUCAUGAACCAAUUAGAAAAUUUUGUUGGUAUCCUUAGUAGUGCACAGGCCAGUUUAGAUGAUGCAGUGACACUCAAGGAAUGCGACAGUGUUGACUUGACAAGAAUAAGCUCCCCUAAUGAUUACAUAGCAGCUGCUAGUUCCAGCGAGACGCUGGAGCAAAUUGAAGAGAUUGUCACAGCGUGGAUCAAACAGAUUGAACAGGUUUUGGCAGAAAGCGAACAAAUGAGAAAGGAGGCUGAUGAUGUUGGGCCAAAAGCAGAACUUGAUCACUGGAAGAAAAGAAUGGCCAAGUUUAAUUCUCUCUUGGAUCAGAUCAAAGGCACGGAAUGUAAAGCAGUGGUUGGAGUUCUUCAUGCAGCCAAGUCAAAACUCUUGAAGACAUGGCGAGACAUUGACAGCAGAAUAACUGAUUACGCCAAUGAAGCUAAAGACAAUGUGAAGUUCCUUUAUACCCUAGAGAAAUUUUGUGACCCACUCUACAACAGUGAUCCAGUUGGUAUGAUGGACGGGAUUCCAGGCCUUAUAAACGCUAUCCGCAUGAUUAACAGUUACUCAAGGUAUUACAACACAUCUGAAAGGAUGACAGCCUUGUUUGUCAAGGUCACAAAUCAAAUGAUCACCGCUUGUAAAAACUACAUCACAGAACACGGCUACAAGACAGUGUGGGAAUAUCAACAAGAGGAACUUGUUGAGAAACUGAAGAACUGCAUUCGACUGAACGAGGAGUACCAGAGAUGUUUCCAAAAGACGAAGCAGCGACUCGAGCAGAAUCUCGAGGAAAGGCAGUUCGAAUUCAGUGAAAUGUACAUUUUUGGCAAAAGUAACACAUUUUCUCGCCGGCUUAACAAGAUUAUUGAUAUGCUGGACACGAUGAAAGCGUUUUCGUGUCUCGGAGAGUCGCGGAUUGAAGGCAUGGAGCAACUUUGGAACAAGUUUGUUUUGAUUGUUACAACAAUGAAGAAGAAACCAUACGACUUGCUGGAUUAUCGCAAGAUGGAUUUUGAUGCUGACUUUGACGAAUUCAAACGGCAAAUAAAUGAUCUUCAGGUUCAACUUCAGAUUUUUAUGGACAACGCAUUUGACCGGAUUCCUUCAACUCAGCGUGCUUUGAGAUUAAUUAGGAAGUUUGAAAGGUUGUCUCUCGAUAGUUUGAAAGACACGAUCCAAGAAAAAUACGAGCGAAUCCUCAUGUAUUACGGCCGUGACAUCGAUACGAUUCAAAAGAUUUACCAGAGGCAUCGCAACGAUCCGCCGGUGGCCUGGGAUCUACCGCCCAUCGCCGGCAAGAUAGCCUGGGCCCGACAGAUGUACAGAAGGAUUCAAGAGCCAAUGGAAAUGUUUCAGAAGUAUCCCACAAUUCUUCAGACAGCGGACGCAAAGAAGAUCAUCAAGAAUUACAAUAAGUUGGCUAAGGUUCUGUUGGAGUUUGAAGUGCUAUACCAUCAGGCCUGGAUGAAACAGGUGGAAGUAGCGAAGUCUGGUCUCCAGGCUUCCCUCCUUGUUCGUCACCCUGAAACCAAGGAGUUGUUCGUGAACUUUGACCCUCAGAUUCUAACCCUCAUCCGGGAAUCAGAGUGUAUGGUUCGCUUAGGGCUGGAUAUUCCAUUUGGCGCCCAGACCCUACUCCAAAAACGACAAACAAUCAAGAACAACUUCAACCGACUUCAGUUGUUGUUAGGUGAAAGCGUGCGUGUUCUGAGCAGAAUACCUCAGGCAUUUAAACCCCUGAUGUCGCCACAUCUGGCUAAAGUGGAAGCAGCAAUCGAGCCAGGUCUCACAAUGCUAAACUGGACAUCUCUGAGUCUUGACGCCUAUAUGGAUAGCGUGUACGAAGCUCUGAAAGAGCUCGAGCUGCUGAUUGAUCGAGCGAAUGAUCUGGUCAAGUUCAGAAUAGAGGCAGUGUUGCAAGAGAUGAGUAACACACCGCUUUGUGAGUUGCCCAGUGAUGCUCCUUGGACGAUAGAGAAAUUCCUUAAAAAUACAGAGGAGCUUUGUAAGCGAGGCUCAGAGCUGCUGGAAUCAAAGAGCGCACGAGUGGAAGAAGCUGCUAACGAACUUAUUGCAAUGUUACUUGAACUUGACGAGGAAGAUGAGGACGAGCUUGACAGCGACGAAGAUCAGGAGAAAUUUGACGACUUGCCAAACGACAAGGACGAUGGAGCGAAAGAUGAAAUCGUCCCUAGAGGGGAAAGUGCACGGAGUCGCCCCCGCACGGGUGGUAGUCGUCCAGAUAGUCGCUCGGCUAGCAGCCGAUUGGGGAGCGCCGUCAUUAGCCCAGCGGCUGCUGCAGCUAAGCGCAAGCGCGAGAUACGUGAUCAACUAAAUAUGGAAGCUCAGGAAUUGUUGAUGCAUUUUAUUCAUAAGAAUGUAGACGCGAUUGUUCGGGUAACGAGAACAACUUUAGAUGGGAUGCGCAAACGCGUACAGGCGGCAAUAGCAGUUCAUUAUCUUGAAAACAGCAACUCCUCGGGGCAGGGGAGGGACUCAGGUCCUGAUUUGUCGCCGCUGUUUUUGGCGAACGUGACGCUGCAGAUUCCAAACAUCACCAUGCAACCUGCUUUGGACGAGAUUCAACAAGGACUAAACAAAGCGGCACAGUAUGUCGUGUCUGUGUCCAAAGGCGUGUCGCAAUGGAACAAGACUUGUAAAGCGCUUAUUAAAAAAGAGAAGAAAGAAAAAGACGAUUCUGAUGACGAGGCUCGGAGCCGCUCGGCAAGUAACGCGGGAAGCGACGACGAGAGCCGAUCAGACGUCGCACCAUCCCGAAGAGUUACGAGAAUGCCAGCGGAUAGCGACGCCGGUACAGUCGUCAGCAUGGCAAUCUUCCCGCAGAAAGCGAAUUACUUCAAAAACGUCGCCGAGAACAAAGAAAUCGCUAAACUGGUAUCAUUCCUUUCGACAGCGAUUAAUUCCCAGAAGAAAGAUGUCACGACCGCCUUGCAGUUUUUUACCAAGUAUGAGCCAAUUUGGAAAGAAGACCGAGAAGAGGAGAUUGCGAAGUUUUUGGAAACUGAUCCCAAGCUGUCGGAGUUCGAGGCACAGAUUCUGAGGUACAAGGCGCUGGAGGAGACUAUCAUGAAAGAACCAGAGUCUUACAAAGCUGGAGCCAUAGCACUGUUCACAGAACGCCUGAAAACAGCGUUGUGCGCAGAAACAAGAGCCUGGUGCGUAGCGUUUGGUCGAAACUGUAACGUCAGGUAUCGAACAGAAAUGGAGGAAAUAUUCACCUUUAUUGAAGAGAUCACGAAGCGUCUCAGCCGGCCAAUCAAAGACCUUGAUGAUAUACGGCAUGCUAUGGCCGCCCUGAAAGAGAUCCGGGACAGAGAGAUCAUGAUUGACAUGUCCAUUGGGCCUAUUGAGGAAUCAUAUGCGGUGUUAAAUCGUUAUGAACUUCUCGUCGCCAAAGAGGAAUCGGAAAGGGUGGAUACUCUUCGAUAUUCCUGGCAGAAACUCCAGUCACUGGCGACUGAGUCUCAAGGGCAUCUCAUACAAAUUCAGCCCAAUUUCAAGGGAGAUCUUAUCGACAAAGUGCAAGUCUUCAUCGUCGAUGUGUCGUCUUUCUCCUCAGACUAUCACUCGAGCGGCCCAAUGGUUGCCAACGUCCCUCCUCGCGAGGCUAGUGAUCGACUCAUCAUAUUUCAGAACCGUUUUGAUGCUCUGUGGCGCAAGUACGUGACGUAUUCCGGCGGUGAAGAGCUGUUUGGGCUCGCUGUGACUGAAUAUCCAGAUCUUAUGCAGAUCCGCCGAGAACUGAACCUUCUACAGAAGCUCUAUGGUCUGUACAACGACGUCAUCGAUACUGUAAAUGGCUAUUACGACAUCCUGUGGGUUGAUGUUAACAUCGAAAAGAUCAACAUCGAACUACAAGACUUUCAGACCCGAUGCCGUAAGCUUCCCAGAGCCUUAAAAGACUGGCAGGCCUUCCAGGAUUUAAAGCAAACCAUCGAUGACUUCAACGAAAGCUGCCCGCUCCUUGAGCUGAUGGCUAACAAAGCCAUGAAACAAAGGCACUGGGACCGAAUAGCCGGGCUGACUGGUCAUACGUUCGACAUGGAGUCAGAGACGUUCUCACUCAGAAACAUCAUGGAAGCACCACUACUGAAACAUAAAGAAGACAUUGAGGAUGUGUGCAUCGCUGCAGUCAAAGAGAAAGACAUUGAAGCCAAACUGAAGGCAGUCGUUGCCGACUGGAGCACAAGAGAACUGACGUUCGCAAACUUCAAGAAUCGCGGAGAACUUUUGCUGCGAGGCGACAACACGUCCGAGAUUGUGGCGUUAAUGGAGGACAGUUUAAUGGUGCUUGGGUCGUUAAUGAGCAACAGGUAUAAUGCGCCUUUCAAGAAGAACAUUCAGAGUUGGGUACAAAAGCUUUCGAACACAACCGACAUUAUUGAGAACUGGUUAACAGUGCAGAACUUGUGGAUUUACCUUGAGGCUGUGUUUGUUGGAGGAGAUAUUGCAAAACAAUUGCCAAAGGAAGCAAAAAGAUUUCAGAACAUUGACAAACAGUGGGUAAAGAUCAUGACUCGAGCACAUGAGAAUGCUAAUGUAGUACAGUGCUGUGUGGGUGACGAGACUCUUGGACAGCUCUUGCCACAUCUCUUGGAACAGCUGGAACUCUGUCAGAAGUCACUUAGUGGGUAUUUGGAGAAGAAGCGUCUCGUUUUCCCAAGAUUUUUCUUCGUUUCCGAUCCAGUGCUCUUGGAAAUUCUUGGUCAAGCAAGCGAUUCACACACUAUUCAGGCCCACUUGUUGAACGUUUUUGAUAACACCAAGACAGUCAAGUUCCAUGAAAAGGACUACGACCGUAUUCUUGCUAUCAUCUCUUCAGAGGGUGAAACAAUCGAGCUUGAAAAACCUGUUAUGGCUCAAGGCAAUGUUGAAGUUUGGCUGGGUACUUUGUUAGAGAUGUCACGCAAGUCAGUCCAUCACGUGAUUCGUACAGCGCACACCGCUGUUCAAGAUCAAGGUUUUAAUCUGCUGGAGUUUCUUAGUACAUUUCCGGCUCAGGUCGGCCUGCUUGGAAUCCAGAUGAUAUGGACAAGAGACUCCACAGAGGCGCUGACAAACGCUAAGUAUGACAAGAAGGUGAUGCAGCAAACCAACACUGCCUUUCUGGAACUGUUGAACGUGUUGAUCGAACAAACCACUAAAGAACUCACAAAAGUUGAACGAACGAAGUUUGAAACACUCAUCACCAUUCACGUGCAUCAGAGAGACAUUUUCGACGACCUGUGUCGCAUGCACAUCAAGACGCCAUCAGACUUUGAGUGGUUGAAACAAAUUCGUUUCUAUUUCAACGAUGACACGGACAAGUGUUCAGUUUCCAUAACAGACGUGGACUUCAUCUACCAAAACGAAUUCCUUGGCUGUACAGAAAGGCUUGUCAUUACACCGCUGACCGAUCGCUGCUACAUUACUCUGGCCCAGGCCCUUGCUAUGUCUAUGGGUGGCGCGCCGGCUGGACCGGCUGGAACUGGAAAAACAGAAACCACCAAAGACAUGGGAAAAGCUCUUGGAAAAUAUGUGGUUGUAUUCAACUGCUCGGAUCAGAUGGACUACAGAGGACUGGGGCGAAUUUUCAAAGGACUGGCCCAGUCAGGCAGUUGGGGAUGUUUUGAUGAGUUCAACCGUAUUGACCUGCCUGUGUUAUCAGUGGCUGCGCAGCAGAUCUACAUCGUGCUCAUGUGCAAGAAAGAGAGGAAGAAGCAGUUUAUCUUCUCGGACGGAGAUGUGGUGGAAAUGAAUCCAGAAUUUGGCAUCUUCUUGACGAUGAACCCUGGCUAUGCUGGCAGACAGGAACUUCCAGAGAAUCUUAAGAUCCAGUUCCGUACAGUGGCCAUGAUGGUGCCUGACCGACAGAUCAUCAUCCGUGUCAAGCUCGCUAGCUGUGGUUUUAUUGACAAUGUCACUUUGGCCAGGAAAUUCUUCACUCUGUACAAACUCUGCGAAGAGCAACUUUCUAAACAGGUUCACUAUGACUUUGGCUUGAGGAAUAUUUUAUCAGUUCUGAGAACUCUUGGCGCUGCAAAACGAUUGAGUGUUGGAGACAGUGAGAACACAAUUGUGAUGAGAGUACUCAGGGAUAUGAACCUUUCCAAACUGAUCGAUGAAGACGAGCCCUUGUUCUUGAGUCUUAUAAACGAUCUCUUCCCUGGUAUUGUGCUGGACAAAGCUGGUUAUCCAGAGUUAGAACAAGCAAUUGCCAAUCAAGUAGAAGAGGCUGGACUCAUCAACCAUCCAUCUUGGAGGCUAAAACUUAUUCAGUUAUUCGAGACCCAGCGAGUGCGUCACGGCAUGAUGGUACUGGGCCCCAGUGGGGCGGGGAAAACUGCGUGUAUCCAUUUGUUGAUGAAGGCCAUGACGGAUUGUGGGACACCGCACAGAGAAAUGAGAAUGAACCCUAAAGCCAUCACUGCUCCUCAGAUGUUUGGAAGACUGGAUGUUGCCACAAAUGAUUGGACUGACGGAAUUUUCUCUACUCUCUGGAGAAAGACACUUCGUGCCAAGAAAGGCGAACGAAUCUGGAUUGUAUUGGACGGACCAGUGGAUGCCAUCUGGAUUGAGAAUCUCAACAGUGUCCUGGAUGAUAACAAGACCUUGACUCUGGCUAAUGGCGACAGAAUACCCAUGUCUCCUCAAUGUAAGAUCAUCUUUGAGCCUCACAACAUUGAUAACGCUUCACCAGCUACUGUGUCACGUAACGGUAUGGUGUACAUGAGCUCCUCUGGGCUGGAUUGGAGACCUGUGCUUCAGGCAUGGCUCAACAAGCGACCAGAACCUGAGGCGGAGGUCUUGAAAGGUCUGUUUGACAAAUCUUUUGAAGAGGUCCUUCGCUAUGUGCAAGAAAAUUGUGUCUUCAAGAUGGAAAUUUUGGAACACAAUUACAUUGUGCAGGCCAUUUCGAUUCUCGAGGGUCUGAUCCCCAAGAAAGAGGACGGCUCCAAUGUGUCAGCUUCUCACCUUGAAAGGCUCUACAUCUUCUGUGUAAUGUGGAGUGUUGGCGCGUUGUUGGAACUGGACGAUCGUGCUAAGAUGGAGGAAUUUACAAGAGCAAAUUUUGAACUUGAUUUGCCUCCCAUCGAGGAGGGAUCGCAGGAUACAAUCUUUGAAUUUCUUGUCAACGAAGCAGGUCACUGGGAACACUGGAACAAACGGGUGGAGGAAUACAUCUACCCCAAGGAUCACAACCCCGACUUCUUGUCCAUUCUGGUCCCAAACGUGGAUAAUGUGCGGACAGACUACCUCAUUCAUGUUGUUUCCAAACAGGGAAAGGCCGCCUUGUUAAUUGGCGAGCAAGGAACAGCCAAGACUGUCAUGAUAAAAGGCAACAUGGGUAAAUAUGACCCUGAGAGACAUUUAAGUAAAAGCUUCAACUUCUCGUCGGCCUCCACUCCGCUGAUGUUCCAAAGAACCAUCGAAAGCUAUGUCGAUAAGCGAAUGGGCAACACAUACGGACCACCAGCCGGCAAGAGAAUGACAGUGUUUAUCGAUGAUGUUAACAUGCCGAUUAUCAACGAAUGGGGCGACCAGGUGACAAAUGAAAUAGUCCGCCAGGUUAUGGAGAACAAAGGUUUCUAUAACUUGGAGAAGCCUGGCGACUUCACUACCCUAGCAGACAUCCAGUUCUUAGCGGCCAUGAUUCACCCGGGAGGUGGCAGAAAUGACAUUCCACAAAGACUGAAAAGACAAUUCAGUGUGUUCAACUGUACUCUGCCAAGUAACAACUCUAUUGACAAGAUCUUUGGUGUGAUCGCGGCUGGUCAUUUCUGCUCAGAGCGUGGUUUUUCAAGUGUUAUACAAGAGCUUGCUAAGCAGCUUGUGCCAUGCACUCGCAGAUUGUGGCAACUGACGAAGAUCAAAAUGCUUCCCACUCCAGCCAAGUUUCACUACAUCUUCAACCUCCGAGAUUUGUCCAGGAUUUGGCAAGGCAUCCUUUACUGCAUCUCCGAUGUCGUAUCGACUCAAGAAACAUUAAUGUCCUUAUGGAAACACGAAUGCAUCCGAGUGAUUUCCGACCGCUUUACGAAUCAGUCCGACAAGGAUUGGUUUGAGAAGACCAUGAAGCGAGUCAUUGGCGAGGAACUUGGUGAAGAGCUACAGGCUAUGAUUGAAAAUAUGCCAUACCUUGUCGACUUCUUAAGAGAUGCCCCAGAAGCUACAGGUGAUGAACCUGAGGACGCCGAUUUUGAAACUCCUAAGGUUUAUGAACUGAUCCCAUCGUUUGAAGGUCUUGAAGAAAGACUCAAGAUGUACCUGGAGCAGUAUAACGAGAGCAUCAGAGGCGCUGGUAUGGACCUGGUGUUCUUCAGAGACGCUAUGAUUCAUCUUAUGAGGGUGUCCCGUAUUAUUCGUACUCCACGCGGUAACGCUCUCCUCGUAGGAGUAGGAGGCUCGGGAAAACAGAGCUUGACUCGUUUGGCUUCUUUCAUCGCUGGCUACAGGACAUUCCAGAUUACCCUUACAAGGUCUUACAAUUCAUCCAACCUUAUGGAGGACUUGAAGUAUCUUUACAGAGUGGCGGGAAUGCAAGGUCAAGGAAUAACAUUCAUCUUCACUGACCAAGAGAUCAAGGAAGAAGGCUUCCUCGAAUAUCUCAACAACUUACUUUCCUCCGGGGAGAUCUCAAAUCUAUUUGCUCGAGACGAAAUCGAUGAAAUCUGCGGCGAGCUGAUUCCUGUGAUGAAAAAGGAGUUCCCCAGGCGACCACCCACGGGGGAAAAUCUGUACGACUACUUCUUGACGCGGGCGAAACAUAAUCUUCACGUCGUACUUUGCUUCUCGCCGGUCGGUGAGAAAUUCCGCAACAGGUCUCUAAAGUUUCCAGGUCUAAUCAGCGGUUGCACAAUGGACUGGUUCAGCCGCUGGCCCAAGGAUGCUUUGAUUGCGGUAGCAGAUCAUUUUCUAUCUAACUUUGAAAUCGUAUGCGAGGCUGAAGUUAAAAAACAAGUCGUUCACGCCAUGGGAAUAUUUCAUGAUGGUGUAGCCAUUAGCUGUACUGAUUAUUUCCAAAGAUACCGUCGAGCGACACACGUUACUCCAAAGUCAUAUCUCUCCUUUAUCAACGGCUACAAGUCAAUAUACAGCGAGAAACGAGAACAAAUUGGAGAACUGGCGAGGAGAAUGAACACUGGAUUAGCCAAGCUCAUGGAGGCCAGUGAAUCAGUCGCCCAGCUGUCCAAAGAAUUAGCGGUGAAAGAAAAAGAGCUCGCCGUGGCAUCUGAGAAGGCGGACCUGGUAUUGAAAGAGGUUACAGUAAAGGCACAAGCGGCAGAGAAAGUCAAAGCUCAGGUGCAGAAAGUCAAAGACAAAGCGCAAGCUAUUGUGGAUGAUAUCGCGGCUGACAAAGCUGUGGCUGAAGAAAAGUUAGAAGCCGCAAGACCAGCUCUUGAAGAAGCAGAAGCCGCCUUACAGACCAUUAAGGCCUCCCAUAUCGCUACGGUCCGUAAGCUUCCCAAACCACCGCAUCUGAUCAUGCGCAUUAUGGACUGUGUUUUGAUCUUGUUUCGAAAGCGAGUGGACCCGGUGGUAUUUGAUGCGGAGAGAAACUGUGUCAAACCCUCUUGGAGUGAAUCGCUUAAGACGAUGAGCCAGUCCAACUUUUUGCUGUCGCUUCAAAGUUUUGCGAAGGACACCAUCAAUGACGAAAUGGUUGAACUUCUCGCGCCUUAUCUAGAAAUGGAGGACUACAAUAUGGAAACCGCUAAAAGGGUUUGCGGAGAUGUCGCUGGUUUGUGCUCGUGGACGAAUGCGAUGUCUGUGUUCUUUGGUAUUAACAAAGAAGUCUUGCCAUUAAAGGCCAACUUGACUAUUCAAGAGGCUAAGCUGAACGUAGCUCAGAACGACCUGAACGCGGCCCAGGCACAGCUAGACGCUAAACAGGCUGAACUUGAUAAAGUACAGGCUUUGUACGAUAAGGCAGUGCAAGAAAAACAGGAUCUUCUGGAUGACGCGGAGACAUGUCGCAGAAAGAUGUUGGCAGCUUCCACUCUGAUUGGCGGCUUAGGAGGAGAGAAAGAAAGAUGGACGGAACAAAGUAAAGAGUUUGAAGCUCAAAUUGGAAGACUGGUCGGUGACGUGUUGCUCUGCACAGGAUUUUUGUCUUACUCUGGUCCCUUCAACCAAGAGUUCCGUGACAUGUUGAUGGGAAAAUGGCAGAAGGACAUGAAGUCACGCAAGAUCCCCUUUACCCCCAACCUGAAUGUCACGGGCAUGCUCGUUGAUGCGGCAACGGUCGGUGAAUGGAACCUUCAAGGUUUACCAAACGAUGAACUGUCUGUCCAAAACGGCAUUAUCGUUACCAAGGCAACGCGCUUCCCUUUGUUGAUAGAUCCACAAGGCCAAGGAAAGGCCUGGAUUAAGAACCGAGAAAAAGAGAGUCAAAUGCAGAUAACGUCAUUAAAUCACAAGUACUUCCGAAACCAUCUGGAAGACUGCCUCUCGUUGGGUAGACCGCUGCUCAUCGAGGACGUGGCCGAAGAAUUGGACCCAGCUCUCGAUAACGUGCUGGAGAAGAACUUCAUCAAAACUGGAAGCACCCUGAAAGUGAAAGUGGGAGACAAGGAGAUUGAUGUUAUGAAGGGCUUCAUGUUAUACAUCACGACGAAGCUCUCAAAUCCCGCGUACACUCCAGAGAUUAGUGCCCGUACUUCUAUAAUCGACUUCACGGUGACAAUGAAAGGCUUGGAAGAUCAGCUCCUUGGUCGUGUGAUCUUGACUGAGAAAGCGGAGCUGGAGGCUGAGCGAACGAAGCUCAUGGAAGAUGUAGCUUCCAACAAAAGAAAGAUGAAAGAACUAGAAGAUAAUUUGCUGUUCAGGCUUACGAGCACUCAGGGGUCUCUUGUGGACGAUGAAUCACUAAUUGAGGUGCUGAGCACCACUAAGGCGACAGCCGAGGAAGUCAGUCAGAAACUUGUUGUAGCCGCUGACACGGAAAUCAAGAUCAACGGCGCAAGGGAAGAAUUUCGACCGGUGGCCACCCGUGGCAGUAUCUUGUAUUUCUUGAUCGUUGAAAUGAGCAUGGUGAACUGUAUGUACCAGACCUCUCUCAAACAGUUCCUGGGAUUGUUCGACAACGCUAUGGCAAGGUCGCAACCAUCUCCGAUCACUUCCAAGAGGAUACACAAUAUUAUAGAUUACUUGACGUACGAAGUAUGGAGGUACUCGUGCCGAGGCCUGUAUGAGAAUCAUAAGUUUCUGUUCACGCUUCUACUCGCUCUCAAGAUCGAUCUGCAGAAUAAGAAGGUGAAACACAGUGAGUUCAUGACACUCAUCAAAGGAGGAGCUUCCCUGGACCUGAAAGCUGUACAGCCAAAGCCAUGCAGAUGGAUAACUGACAUCACGUGGCUGAACCUUGUGGAGCUCAGUAAACUGCCGCAGUUCUCAGACGUGCUUAAUCAGAUCGCACGUAACGAGAAACAGUGGAAAAACUGGUUUGACAAGGACGCCCCUGAGGAAGCGGACAUUCCUGAUGGAUAUGCAAACUCGUUGGACACGUUUAGGAAACUCCUGCUAAUCAGGUCUUGGUGUCCAGACCGGACCAUGGCGCAGGCACGAAAAUAUAUCGCCGAAUCCAUGGGGCCUAACUACGCCGAGAACGUGAUCCUCGAUUUGGAGAAGACCUGGGAAGAGAGCGAUAACAAAACACCGCUGAUCAACUUCCUGUCCAUGGGCUCAGAUCCUACAAGCCUCAUUGAAAACCUCGCUAAAAGGCACAAGUUUGAUUGCCGUGCUAUUUCCAUGGGUCAAGGUCAAGAAAUUCAUGCUAGAAAACUCGUUGGACAAUUCAUGCAAACAGGCGGAUGGGCGCUCCUUCAGAACUGUCACCUUGGUUUGGAGUUUAUGGAUGAGCUGAUGGACACGGUGGUGGAUACUGAACAAGUUCAUGACUCCUUCAGAUUGUGGAUGACUACAGAAGAACAUAUCCAUUUUCCUAUCGGCCUCUUACAGAUGUCAAUCAAAUUCACGAAUGAACCUCCCCAGGGACUUAGAGCUGGACUCAAACGAACCUACAAUGGAAUCAAUCAAGAUCAACUGGACAUCAGCAACCUCCCUCAGUGGAAACCCAUGCUAUACGCGGUUGCUUUUCUCCAUUCUACCGUUCAGGAGCGUCGAAAGUAUGGUCCGUUAGGUUGGAAUAUUCCUUACGAGUUCAACCAAGCGGACUUUACAGCCAGCGUGCAGUUUGUUCAAAAUCAUCUGGAUGACAUGGAUAUCAAAAAGGGCGUGUCCUGGAAUACCGUGCGCUAUAUGUUAGGAGAGGUGCAGUAUGGAGGACGAGUCACAGAUGACUUUGAUAAACGACUGCUCAACACGUUUGCCAAGGUGUGGUUUAGCGAGUCGAUGUUCCAACAGAGCUUCAAUUUCUACAAAGGUUACACUAUACCAAAGUGUACUUCAGUUCAACAGUAUAUGGAUUAUAUUGACACGCUUCCUCUUGUGGACUCCCCUGAGGUGUUUGGUCUACAUCCUAAUGCAGACAUCACUUACCAGAGUAACCUGGCCAAGUCUUGCCUGGACACCAUUUUGAGCAUUCAGCCAAAGGACAGCUCGGGUGGUAGCGGGGAAACCCGCGAGGCUGUUGUCCAGCGGUUGGCUGAUGACAUGCUUGAUAAGCUUCCUGAGAACUACAUUGCGCAUGAGGUUAAGGCCAGACUACAGAAAAUGGGAGCUCUGUCUCCGAUGAAUAUUUUCUUGCGGCAAGAGAUCGACCGAAUGCAGAGGGUGAUAACCGCUGUCCGGCAAACACUGACGGAUCUCAAACUUGCCAUUGAUGGCACCAUCAUAAUGAGCGAGACUCUAAGAGACUCGCUUGACUGCAUGUACGACGCUAGAAUUCCUACUCACUGGAAAAAGAUCUCCUGGGAAUCCUCCACGUUGGGAUUCUGGUACACUGAACUGCUGGAAAGAAACAGUCAGUUCAGAAGCUGGUGUUUUGAAGGAAGACCCAAUGUGUUUUGGAUGACAGGGUUUUUUAACCCUCAAGGAUUCCUGACGGCCAUGAGACAAGAGGUGACUCGUGCACACAAGGGCUGGGCCCUAGAUUGUGUUGUACUGCAUAAUGACGUCACGCGGUUCUUUAAAGAUGACAUCACUCAGCCCCCGACAGAAGGGGUCUAUGUACACGGCCUGUACCUUGACGGUGCCGGCUGGGACCGCAGAGGUUGCAAGCUUGUAGAACCCACUCAAAAGGUUCUCUUUACGUCCAUGCCUGUCAUUCACAUCUACGCAAUUAAUACAACUGCUGGGCGAGAUGCCCGGAUGUACCAGUGCCCGAUAUACAAGAAGCCCAGAAGAACGGAUCUGACGUACAUCGCAAGCGUGGACUUGAAAACCAAUCAGAAUCCAGAUCACUGGAUUUUGCGCGGUGUUGCCCUGUUGUGUGACAUCAAGUAAAAAGUCAAGAACGAGAUCAUUUGUAAAAACCUGUUUUUUAAAGAGAUUUCCAAAUGGUAGUCCUCUGUAGCUCCCGAUUGCGUGACUGUAACGCCGCCCCUUUAGCUGUAGUGUAACGCAGAACUGAAAGACAGUCCUUUUUAAAGCACUAUUUGUAUUAUAUUAUAACGAAGAAUUGUCAGAGUAUAUACUGUAGUUGUCCUUUGAAUGUUAUUUAUUGACUGUUUUUUUUUUAAGUAUCAUUUUUCACUGCCAAAAUCGUUUUUAGUGCUAACAAAGAAAGCGAAUUCACAAACAGAACUUUUUAUUUAAUAUAGUGUAGCAGCAAGAAAGGAUGAUCUGAACAUGUUGAACAUGUUGUGGCAAAUAACCAGUCUUGUAAAGAAGUUUUACGUGAGUCGUUUUGUCAACCAAGGUAGGAAGGAUUUAACCUUCACGAGAAAAUCUUGUAGAAUAAAGAUGAUUUAUGCAUUCUAAA
Orbicella faveolata is the source of this 14784-nucleotide messenger RNA. Its product is annotated as dynein axonemal heavy chain 5-like. The record is from RefSeq and is a predicted model, not a curated record. Gene Ontology annotation, biological process: microtubule-based movement. Gene Ontology annotation, cellular component: axonemal dynein complex. NCBI's taxonomy places the organism in Eukaryota, Metazoa, Cnidaria, Anthozoa, Scleractinia, Merulinidae. Gene Ontology annotation, molecular function: dynein intermediate chain binding; dynein light intermediate chain binding; minus-end-directed microtubule motor activity.